Molecule: messenger RNA, 1313 nt
Organism: Manacus vitellinus (golden-collared manakin)
Lineage: Eukaryota; Metazoa; Chordata; Aves; Passeriformes; Pipridae
Gene: NDUFS3
Product: NADH:ubiquinone oxidoreductase core subunit S3
Exons: 6
Coding region: 1-1230 (409 amino acids)
Molecular function (GO): NADH dehydrogenase (ubiquinone) activity
Source: RefSeq, a predicted model, not a curated record
AUGCUGGCGCCGUGCAAAGCGCCAGCGCGUUCCCUCGCCCCGCGGCGCUGGCUCAGCCGGGCUGCCGUCGCCCCCGCCUCCGCCGCUCGCUGCCCGCCCGGGCCGGCGUCGCGACUGCUUCCCGCCCGCCCCGCAGUCAGCACUCACCUGCGGGCGCCUUCCUUCAUGCGCGCCCGGGUGCCCCAGCGGCUGCCUCCUGCUCUCACCCUGCGCCGGAGCUGCCGGGCACUCCGCCGCUGCCGCCACCGACCCGCGCGUCCCGGGAAGCUAUUUGUCGCUUCGCCCGGGGGCAGUGCGUGGCGGGCGUGCUUUCCGCUUCCGCCCCGUGCCGUCCCCUCCGUGUCCCGGCGGGAUGUUUGGGCGGUGGCGGCGGGCGGGGCCUGGCCGCGGGUUGUCGUUACGGAGGUGAGGCCGCCCGGGGGCUCGAGUGGCUGUCCGGGGGCGCGCGGCGGGCGGCACGGGCCGGUCGGGGCGCUGCGGUCGGUGAGACGUGUCCCGUGUUCUCUCGCGGCUGCGGCGCACGGCGGCGGGCGGGCCGGCUGGCGGGGCUCUGCCGGGGAGACUCGCCCUACUGUCAGACCAAAAAAUGAAGUAGAACAGAAGCAGCUAUGUGCUUUUGGGGAGUAUGUGGCUGAGAUUCUGCCCAAGUAUAUCCAGCAAGUACAGGUGACCUGUUUCAAUGAGCUGGAACUUUUGAUCCAUCCAGAUGGGAUCAUUCCAGUUCUGACCUUCCUUCGUGAUCACACCAAUGCCCAGUUCAAAUCCUUGGCUGACCUGACUGCUGUUGAUGUCCCAUCUCGGCAGUAUCGCUUUGAGAUUGUGUACAAUUUGCUGUCCCUGCGGUUCAACAGUCGGAUCCGUGUAAAGACAUACACAGAUGAGCUGACACCUGUUGACUCAGCAGUGUCUGUGCACAAGGCAGCAAACUGGUAUGAGAGAGAGGUUUGGGACAUGUAUGGUGUUUUCUUUGCCAACCACCCUGACCUAAGGCGAAUCCUCACAGACUAUGGGUUUGAGGGCCAUCCCUUCCGGAAGGACUUCCCGCUCUCUGGUUAUGUGGAGGUGCGAUAUGAUGAUGAAGUGAAACGGGUAGUGGCAGAGCCUGUGGAGCUGUCUCAGGAAUUUCGCAAGUUUGAUCUGAACAGUCCAUGGGAGGCAUUUCCUGCCUAUCGUGCAGCUCCAGAACCCCUGAAAAUAGAAGCAGGAGCCAAGAAAGAAGACACGAAAUAACAGCAGAACAGAGCGGAUGCCCGGCACCAUCCUUUCUGUUCUAACAUAGUAUUUAUAAUAAUAAAAGUUGAUAUGAGAUACUU